Molecule: messenger RNA, 1513 nt
Organism: Lemur catta (Ring-tailed lemur)
Lineage: Eukaryota; Metazoa; Chordata; Mammalia; Primates; Lemuridae
Gene: TLE7
Product: TLE family member 7
Exons: 9
Coding region: 1-1425 (474 amino acids)
Biological process (GO): regulation of DNA-templated transcription; negative regulation of canonical Wnt signaling pathway
Cellular component (GO): nucleus; transcription regulator complex
Molecular function (GO): protein binding; transcription corepressor activity
Source: RefSeq, a predicted model, not a curated record
AUGAGUGAAGAGAAGAAAGGGGCCUCAUCCCAUACGUUGAGGGUUCGCAAUGGACCAGAGGAGAGGAGGAAUGUGCCAGAAAGUUCUGGUAUUUCCAAUCAGCCUAAGCAACAAGGGCAGCAGCAAUCGGACAGUCCACAUGGGAUGCCCCAGGAGCCUGAGCAGCCCCCAGACCACCUGGACUCCCCGAGGAAGGACCAGCCUGUUUACAAAGAGUUGACCAAUGUCACCCAGAAGCAGUGGAAGCGCUGGGCCCUGAGCAGAUCUGAGCUCCAGGCCGCUUAUUCCUCUGAGGUGGGAGUAGGAGACGUAGCAAUGGCUGGCCCAAGCCGCCUAUCACCAGGAUCUGAGUUUGCAGCCUUCUCUCUGUACGGUACGGGACGACUCUGCUGCCGGACACCCUCUGAGGCAUCAGGUGGGUGUCGCCGUUUUCCUGCAGGCCAGCCUCACUCGCCCCCUCCCAGUGCAGAAGUCUUGUCACUGCUCAGCACAAUUACCCCUGUUCCAGAUAAUGUUGUGGUUACACGGAGCGCCCCGCGGAAUUCCUGGAAGUUUGGCACACUCUGCCAUGGAAGGAGAGUCUUUGCUGUUGCCAUCAGUGGUUUGACACGCCGUGUGUACACCUGUGGCACUGGCUACAUCAAGGUGUGGGACGAGAGUGCUCUGUAUGCCAGGGACAAGGCCCCUCAGGCCCAGCUGGAUUUUCAGGACCCACAUGACUGUGUCUUCACCUGCAAGCUGUUCCCCGAUGAGCAGACCCUGAUCACAGGGGGUUUGUCUGAGACCCUGACUCUCUGGGACCUGGCACCCACGCCCCGAGUCCGGAUACAGCUGCCCACUGCAGGCUCCAUGUGCCCUGCCCUGGCUCUUUCCCCUGACGCCCACCUCUGCUUCGCUUGUUUCAAAGGAUUUGUGGAGAUUUGGGAUCCGCACAACCAAAUCUUGGUCAGGAAGCACAACAUCCCCAGAUACGGGUCUCGAAGGAUUGACAUUGCAGGCAACACGUUCUGGACGGGAGGCGAAGAUACCAACCUGUAUUCCUGGGACCUGAGGACCUACCAGAUGCUGCAGCAACAUCACAUGCAGUAUGAGAUCCUAAGUAUUACCCAUGACCCCAGUGAGGAAUGGAUGUUAGUGGGCUUGAGAACGGGCAGUAUUUUCAUCUUACACACGUAUCGGGAUGAAAAGUUUAUGACUGGCUCAGAAAAAUACCUCCAGCACCACAACAUCAAGUUCGCCUCCUCUGGGAGCUUUUUUGUGACCACAAUGGACGCAUCCAUCCGCUGCUUGGAGGCAUCUUCUCUACAGAAGUUGUUUCAGGUAGAGGAGCCUUUCGAAAUCCUGUGUUGUGAGAUGUUUCCCAACAACCAGUAUCUGAUCACGGGCUCCAGGAACAGUGCCACAGUUUACCAGCUCUUGUACUGAAGGUUGGGAGCCACGGUUGUGCCACGUCCACCUUGGGGCCAGCGUGGCUGAGAGGAUGACCUCAGGGUGCUGGAUAACUUCCUCCUCA